Molecule: messenger RNA, 1146 nt
Organism: Naegleria gruberi
Lineage: Eukaryota; Heterolobosea; Eutetramitea; Acrasida; Naegleriidae
Exons: 1
Coding region: 1-1146 (381 amino acids)
Source: RefSeq, a predicted model, not a curated record
AUGGUCAACUCGGAAGCAGAACCAUCAUCAUCAAACAAUACAGAAAAUACAAAUCAGGAGGAUGAUGAUUCCGGAAGAAAACAAAUAGAGUGGAUGUACAAUAAAGAUUAUGAUAAAGUGAAUGAGGAAAGUUUGGAAGAAUAUUUAGUAGGAAAAAAGAGCAUUGAAAAGUUGGUUCAGGGAGGAGAUUUAGUGGAUAAUGAUUAUAAAAUCAUGCUGGAACAAAAGAAGGCUGGUGCAUUGUUUUUACAUAGCCACGAAAAUAGACAUCACUCUGGAGAAGCAAUAAUUGAUGAUCCGAUGAUUAAAAUCAAACAUGAAUCACUUAUGAGAAUGAAAAUGUAUUUACAAAAUCCAGAAUUAUUACAAAAAGAACUUGAAAAGAGAAAGAAGGAAAAGAAGGAAAAGAAAAAGAAGGAAAAAAAGGAAAAAAAGGAAAAGAAGAAGGAAAAGAAAGAUAAGAAAGAGAAGAAGGAAAAAAAAGAAAAGAAAAAGGAUAAAAAGAGAAAAGAUUAUUCAAGUGAUAGUAGCUAUACAAGUUAUUCCAGCGAUGAACCAAAGGAAAAGAAGAAAAAGAUAGAACCAAAAACUAAAGCUAGCUCUGAACCAAAAGAAACCCCUAAAACAAAUCUAUCAAAUUCUGAAAAGGAACCAUCUAGCUCAACACACAAAGAUGAUAAAUAUAAUAGAAACGAUGAUAAAUAUUAUAGAGAAAGAGCGUAUGACAGAAGAGAUGAUAGAAGAGACGACAGAAGGUUCAAUGACGAUUAUUAUAGAGAUGAUAGAAAUUAUGAUAGAGAUUACAAUAGAAGGGAUUCAUAUCGUAACGAAAGAUCUCGAGACAGAUAUUAUGAUGACAGGAGGGAUAGAAGUUAUAAUGAAAGAAAGUACAACGAUAGAGAUUAUGAAAAAAGUAGAAAGAAUGAAAAUGUUUAUGCCAAGGAUGACUCACAAAAGCAACUAGAUCAAAUGCUCAAAAAUGGACAGCAAAGAGAACAGCAAAAACAAGAAAGCAAACUCAAAUCACUUCAAGAAAAGGAAGAAAUUCUCAAUACUGCACCACAAGCCAUCCACAAUGAAAAGGCAACCUUUUUACAACAAACCAGAAAAGACACAUACAUGAAUAAAUCGUUCAACAAGCGGUAA